Molecule: messenger RNA, 1580 nt
Organism: Cokeromyces recurvatus
Lineage: Eukaryota; Fungi; Mucoromycota; Mucoromycetes; Mucorales; Mucoraceae
Exons: 3
Coding region: 67-1329 (420 amino acids)
Source: RefSeq, a predicted model, not a curated record
CUUUAUCAUUCUCUUCUUUUUAUAUAUAAUAUACAUAUAUAUAUCUCUCUCUAUCUAUCUAUAAAGAUGGAAGAUCUAGGACCUAGUAAUCUAAAAACAAACUUAAAGGGAGCCCCAUCACAGUGGAUUGGGUUUGCAGAAAGAGAAUCAACAUCAAGUAGAGUAGAAGAGCCAGCUACUAUUCGUUUCUCUCUGAAUUCAGAACCUGGUUCACCUAUUCUUAUGAAUGAUAGCAAAAACACAAGUACUUCUUGCCACCCACAGCCGUCAGCCACUUUACAACAAGGCCAUCAUGUCUUAUCUCAGCUUAUGACUGCCUUUAAUGGGACAACUGCGGACAGUAUCUACAGUCGUAAGGAAUCCUCUUCCUCCCCUUCUCACAUGAUCCAAACCUCAAUCUCAUCACAGACAGAGCCUUAUCAUAAUAAACGAGAUAAUAUCUCAUUCUCUCUCAUCACGACUCCUCCAGAAAGGGAAGAAGUUCAUCAACAACCAGAGCCAGAGACAAUCACUUUAUGGAAUGUAUUUCAUGAUGAUAAAGUAGAAAAGGAAAAAGAAGAGGAAGAGGAAGAGGUUAGGAAAGAAGAGAAUUCAAUCUAUUUAUGGGAUGACAUGACUAUAGGAAAUAAACCAACUAUCUCUCCUCCUCCUCCUCCUUCUUUUGAUAUCAUUGAAGGGGAUCAUUCAUUGAAAGAUAGUCAAGUAUUAAUACAGGAUCAAGAAAAAGAUGUUCCUGAAAAUGAACUCAUUUUUAAAAAUCAUGAAGAUCUUAUUUUAUUUGAUGAUGAGGAUCCUUUUUAUAUAGCAAAUUCCGAUAGACCUCAACCCUCAUGGGCUAUCCCUGACAUGGAUAUCUAUGCUCGAUUUAAUAAUCAUCAUCAUGCUUCUUCUUCUUCUACAACCUCUAUUAAAUAUAGCCGUGAUGAAUUAUUAGCUAUUAAAGAAAGUUUAGCUCAUAAGAGAGGAAGUUUUCAAGUCAUUGGUCUAUUAACAGCAAGACUCAUAUCCGCCUAUAACUAUAAAGACCAUCUCUCUUCCUCCUCCUCUUCUUCUUCUUCUCCUUCUCCUUCUUCCUCUUCUUUCUCUAUUGCUGUUGCCCUUAAAAAAGGUGGUUAUGAUAAUAGAAAAGUAGUUAAGCCUAAUAAUAAUAACAAUGAUGAUAAUGAUAAUGAAAAGACACAUUUGACAACAACAACAACAGUAUCAUCUAGAAGCAAAAUAUGGCUUCCAAUCCGUCAACCCUUUUUUCCUAUGAAUAUAUAUGAAAAGGGCUUCAAUAUACGUAAAUCAACAUUAUGUGUUUCCUGUCAGAAAAGACUAAGCAUUUAAGAUAUAGCUAUAUUGAUAUACAAUCUACAUGAAAAAAACACAUAUAUUUAUGUAUAUAAUACAGUUUGUCCGGCUUGCACUGAUUAUGAAUAAAAUAAAUAAAAGUCCGAACGCUCCGGAUUCACAAAAAAAAAGCCCGAAAAAAAAAAGCUAAAAUUUGGGGGGUGGGGAGCGAGGUGAAAAUUGUAUGUGUAGAUGAAUCAAAAGAAAAGAGGAGUAAAAUAUCAAACGAGAUAGAUCUUCCUCUCUCU